Messenger RNA from Quercus robur (English oak), 2661 nucleotides. RefSeq names its product BTB/POZ domain and ankyrin repeat-containing protein NPR1. Bases 691 to 2484 code for a protein of 597 amino acids. Gene Ontology annotation, molecular function: protein binding. Gene Ontology annotation, biological process: systemic acquired resistance, salicylic acid mediated signaling pathway; defense response to bacterium; regulation of jasmonic acid mediated signaling pathway. The transcript has 4 exons. Gene Ontology annotation, cellular component: nucleus. The record is from RefSeq and is a predicted model, not a curated record. NCBI's taxonomy places the organism in Eukaryota, Viridiplantae, Streptophyta, Magnoliopsida, Fagales, Fagaceae.
AACCAAUCUAAUCUCUCUCUCUCUCUCUUUUCUGACUCAAUAACUGUGUCUGAUAGCGAAAAUUGAAGCUUCCGUUUCAGUUGUCACGCUUUUGCUCUGUCUCUUCCUUCUUUCAAAUUAGGAAAUUUCUCCUCCCAUUUCUCUCUGUAUGUAAAUAUAUACUAUUAUUACCAUCUUCUUCUGUCCUUUCUCUUUUCUUGUUUUGCUUAGCUUGUGAAGUUAAAUUAGUUGUUAAUUUCAUAGGAUUUGAUAGCAUCAAAAAGCUUGAUUUGGUUGUGUUGUAGUAUAGUUUUUUGUUUUUUUGAUAAUUAUGCUUAUUAGAUGGUAUUGGAAAUUCAAACCAGAUAGGAUUUUAAAUACAUAAAAUCAUAAGAUUUUGUCCAGAAAUGGAUCCCCUUUGUGAAUUUUGAUUUGAAGCUUUUGUUCCAACUUUUUUAGUAGUAGUAGUAACUUCUAACUGUGGGAAUUAAUCAGUUGUUUGUUUCUAUGAAGCCCAUUUGAAAAUUUUAUAGCUUUAUAGGCACAUUUGUAUUGAUUUCUCCCAAUUUUUCUUUUACAUUUUUAGACAGACACAACUCACAAGAUCUUAACACAGAGAAAAUAAAUUAGAUUUAGUAAGUUACAUGAUCAUAUUAUAAAUAUAUAGUGAUUUGUAUAAAAGGGAAGUAGUAUAAUUAUUAGUAAUAAUCAAUGGCCAGUCAUUCCACUGAACCAUCUUCCUCUUUGAGCUUUACUUCAUCUUCCCAUUUAUCAAAUGGUUCAUACAGCUACAGGCAGGCUAAUAAAUCAUCCUCCUCCUCUGGUGUUGAAUUGGGCCCUCCUGGUCCUCCUCCUCCUGCUAAUCUGGAAGUGAUUAGUCUAAACAAGCUGAGCUCUAAUCUGGAGGAACUCUUGGUUGAUCCAAGUUGUGAUUAUAGCGAUGCGGUUUUCAUUGUUGAGGGAACUCCAGUCGGUGUUCACCGAUGUAUUUUGGCUGCUAGAAGUAAGUUUUUUCUUGAUCUGUUUCAGAAACAGGUUGAGUCUUUGGAUGGGAAACCCAAGUACUUGAUCAAUGAUUUGUUGCCUUAUGGCAAAGUUGGGUAUGAGGCAUUCCUGGUUUUCUUGAGCUAUUUGUAUACUGCCAAGCUCAAGCCUUCUCCAAUGGAGGUCUCUACUUGUGUUGACAAUGUUUGCAUCCAUGAUGCGUGCAGACCCGCCAUUCAUUUCGCUGUCCAAUUGAUGUAUGCCUCUUCCAUUUUUCAGAUACCAGAGCUGGUUUCACUUUUUCAGCGGCGCCUUCUAAACUUCGUUGGGAAGGCUCUUGUUGAAGAUGUAAUCCCAAUUCUUGUAGUUGCUUUCCAUUGUCAAUUGAGUCAACUUGUCACUGAAUGUGUUGAUAGAGUAGCUCGAUCAGAUCUUGACAGCAUCUCUCUUGAGAAAGAGCUCCCUCAUGAAAUUGCAGAGAACAUCAAAUUGCUUCGUCUCAAGUCUCGGAGUGAUGAUGAACAUAACAUGGAAGCUGUGGACCCGUUGCGUGAAAAGGGAAUCAGGAGAAUUCACAAAGCAUUAGACUCUGAUGAUGUUGAAUUGGUGAAACUUCUCCUGACUGAAUCUGAUAUAACCUUAGACGAAGCCUAUGCUCUCCAUUAUGCCGUAGCCUACUGUGAUCCAAAGGUUGUGACUGACGUCCUUGGUCUGGGUUUGGCCAAUGUCAACCUUCGAAAUCAUCGGGGUUAUACAGUACUUCACAUAGCUGCAAUGCGUAAGGAGCCAUCAAUAAUAGUAUCUCUUCUGACCAAAGGGGCUUGUGCAUUAGAUUUGGCAUUGGAUUGUCAGAGUGCUGUUAGUAUUUGCCGGAGGUUGACAAGGCCCAAGGAUUAUCAUACAAAAACGGAGCAGGGACAGGAAGCAAACAAAGACAGGAUAUGCAUUGAUGUUCUAGAGAGAGAAAUGCGAAGGAAUCCAAUGGCUGGGGAUGCUUCUGUUUCUUCCCAAACAGCUGCUGAUGAUCUGCACAUGAAGUUGCUAUACCUGGAAAACCGAGUGGCAUUUGCACGAUUGUUAUUCCCUACCGAAGCAAAGCUAGCCAUGGACAUUGCAAAUGCUGAGACAACAUCUGAGUUUUCUGGUCUUUCUGCAUCAAAAGGUUCAAGUGGGAAUUUGAGGGAGGUUGAUUUGAAUGAGACUCCAAUUAUGCAGAACAAGAGACUGCGCUCCCGGUUGGAAGCCCUUAUGAAAACAGUGGAGAUGGGUCGACGCUAUUUUCCUCAUUGCUCAGACGUGCUGGAUAAGUUCAUGGAGGACGACCUACCCGAUUUGUUUUACCUGGAGAGGGGCUCCCAAGAUGAGCAGAGAAUCAAGAGGAGGCGCUUCAUGGAGCUGAAAGAGGAUGUUCAAAAGGCAUUUAAUAAGGACAAGGCUGAGUUCAAUCGCUCUAGAUUGUCUUCCUCUUCAUCCUCAACUUCUCACAAAUAUGGUGUGAAUUAUAAGGUUCAGAAAUUGUGAUGGCAUGUAAAUUUUGUCUAAAUAAGCUUGAUGAUAAUUUGCAAAUUCUUUUGAGAAAGAUUCUGGUGAGAGCCUCAUAAAUUUUGGCUCCUAUUGUAUGUAAAAUCCUGCAAAGGAGCAUACUCUGUUGUAGCAUUAAGUUAGCAAAAAUAUUCUACUUCUGAAUUUUGUAGGAAA